Morus notabilis is the source of this 537-nucleotide messenger RNA. RefSeq lists its product as uncharacterized. Lineage: Eukaryota; Viridiplantae; Streptophyta; Magnoliopsida; Rosales; Moraceae. The record is from RefSeq and is a predicted model, not a curated record. The transcript has 2 exons. The coding region runs from base 1 to 537 and encodes 178 amino acids.
AUGAAGGAUUUGGGCCCACUACAUUACUUUUUGGGUAUUGAGGUCGCCUCCUCUCUGAAAGGUUACCUUCUCUCUCAGUCUAAGUAUAUUGCUAUCAUAUUUGAACGUGCUCGUCUUACUGAUAAUAAGACUGUGGAUACACCUCUUGAACUUAAUGCUCUGUAUUCUUUUUUUGAUGGUUCUCUUUUGUUGGAUCCUAGCUUAUAUCGUACUGUUGUUGGUAGCUCGGUUUAUCUUAUUAUCAUCCGUCCAGAUGUUGCACAUGUUGUUCAUGUGGUUAAUCAGUUUGUUACUUCGUCUACCACCGUCCAUUGGGCUGUUGUUCUUCGUAUUUUGAUACGCUCAGAUGCUCAGGCACUCGGACGCUCGGACGCUCGGACGCUUGGAUGCUCGAACAUUCGGACCCUCGAACAUUCAGAUGUUCGGAUGCUUGGACACUCGGACGCUCAGGCAAUUGGAUGUUCGGACACUCGAAUGCUCGGGUGCUCCAACGCCCAACUCAUUAGUGUUCGGACUUUGCAUAGUCACGUGGCAUAA